This is a messenger RNA of Ogataea philodendri, 2442 nucleotides long. RefSeq lists its product as uncharacterized. The coding region runs from base 1 to 2442 and encodes 813 amino acids. NCBI's taxonomy places the organism in Eukaryota, Fungi, Ascomycota, Pichiomycetes, Pichiales, Pichiaceae. Gene Ontology annotation, cellular component: nucleus; MCM complex. Gene Ontology annotation, biological process: double-strand break repair via break-induced replication; DNA strand elongation involved in DNA replication; DNA replication initiation. The record is from RefSeq and is a predicted model, not a curated record. Gene Ontology annotation, molecular function: ATP hydrolysis activity; single-stranded DNA binding; single-stranded DNA helicase activity. The transcript has a single exon.
AUGGCAACCGUUGCUGCUAGUUCGUCAUCGGGCGUUAACUCGAUUCUGCCUACUGUUGAUUUGAACUUCAAGUAUGCUGAAAUAAGAUCCCAAAUCAAGGAUUUCUUGUUACACUACAAGUCUGCCUCUCUGGUUCAGCCCGACGAUGGUGUCUAUGAUUAUCAAAUUGACGAGCUCCAAGUCGAGGAAGACGAAAUUGGUCAUGGUCCUAAGUACGUCACUUUGCUCCAGAAGAUCGCAAAUAGAGAAAUCACCACGCUGUACAUCGACCUUGACGAUAUCAAGUUAUACGAAGACACCCAGAACUUGACGCAAAACAUGUCUCAACCGUCUGCGCACGGACUUGCCGAGCUAAUUGUCAACAAUACCUACCACUAUGUCGAGUUGUUCUCUCAAGUUGUGGACGAAAUCAUGCCUGACCCUACAGUUAACAUCUCCCAUAAAGACGACGUGCUGGAUGUGAUUAUCCACCAGAGAAAACUCAGAAAUGCGCGAAUCGAAAACGAGCACCGUGAGGAGCUUGCCGAGACCCAGUUGGGCGAGGACUCCGAGGACUUGAGAAAUGUUGAGACUCCAAACUUGUUUCCACCCCAAUUGACCAGACGGUACUUCAUCUACUUCCGACCACUUACCGUGAGCGCAAAGGGAGGAAAAGCCCUCGCCGUGCGAGACGUGAAAGGCUCCUGCUUGGGAAAGCUGAUCACUGUGAGAGGAAUCGUCACCAGAGUGAGCGAUGUCAAGCCAACCGUGAAAGUCACCGCAUAUACUUGUGAUACGUGUGGAUUUGAGAUUUUCCAAGAAGUCAACACCAGAACCUUUACUCCUUUGACUGAGUGCACUUCCGAAAGAUGUAUGAGCAACCAGCAUCGCGGAAAACUGUUCCCAAGUACCAGAGCCUCGAAGUUCUCUGCUUUCCAGGACGUCAAGAUCCAAGAACUUGCAAACCAGGUUCCUGUCGGUCAUAUUCCAAGAACACUUACCAUCCACGUUAACGGAGACCUUGUGCGGUCUAUGAACCCAGGAGACAUUGUUGAUGUUGCCGGAAUUUUCUUGCCUGCCCCAUACACUGGUUUCCGUGCUCUGAGAGCCGGAUUGUUGACAGAGACAUAUCUAGAAGCACAGUUUAUCAAGCAGCACAAACGGAAGUAUGAGUCGCUUGGCUUGACUCCCGAGGUCGAAAAGAAGAUCAUGGACAUCACUGCGGAGGGUAACGUUUACGAGAGACUCGCCAACUCGAUUGCUCCAGAAAUCUUUGGCCAUACAGACAUCAAGAAAGCUCUCUUGCUGCUUCUUGUUGGGGCUUCUCCAAAGGAGAUGGGCGACGGAAUGAGAAUUAGAGGUGAUAUCAACGUGUUGCUGAUGGGAGAUCCCGGAGUCGCCAAGUCGCAGCUGCUCAAGUCCAUCUCUACCAUCGCUCCAAGAGGUGUGUACACUACCGGUAAAGGUUCUUCUGGAGUCGGAUUGACUGCAGCCGUGAUGAGAGACCCAAUCACCGACGAGAUGGUUCUGGAAGGAGGUGCCUUGGUGCUGGCCGACAAUGGUAUCUGCUGUAUUGAUGAGUUCGACAAGAUGGAGGAGUCUGACCGGACUGCUAUUCACGAAGUGAUGGAGCAGCAGACGAUUUCUAUCUCCAAGGCUGGAAUCACCACCACCCUGAACGCCAGGGCAUCGAUUUUGGCAGCUGCUAACCCGCUUUACGGAAGAUACAACACCAAGAUGUCGCCAAACGAAAAUAUCAAUCUUCCAGCUGCUCUUUUGUCGAGAUUUGACGUGCUCUUUUUGAUUUUGGACCGUCCAAGCAGAGAAGAUGACGAGAGACUGGCCGAGCACGUUGCUUACGUGCACAUGCACAACAAGCCGCCUGAGUUAAGCAUCGAGCCAAUCGACUCGGCCACCAUGAGACAGUUCAUCUCAAUGGCCAGAAGACACAGACCGGUCAUCACCAGAGAAGUGAGCGACUACGUUGUUCAAGCCUACAUCAAGAUGCGGAAGGAGAGCAAGAUAAACGAGCACUCUAAGAAAUACUUCAGUCACACAACUCCAAGAACGCUGCUGGCAGUGCUUAGACUCUCUCUUGCUCUUGCUAGAGUGAGGUUCAGUGAUGAGGUUCUUCUACAAGAUGUUGACGAAGCACUGAGACUGAUGAACGCUGCCAAACAGUCUCUUUACCAGGACGAAGCCGCCGAGCUCGAGGAAACGCCGACCGCCAAAAUCUUCAACCUCAUCAAGGAGAAGAUCCACCAGUACAUUGCUACCAAUGGCACGCAGCUGGUGCCAAUGUCGAUGUUGAGAGAUGCGUGUCUCGGAAAAGGAUUUACAGAGAACCUGUUCAACGAAUGUAUUUACCGCUACCAGGCGUUGUCUGUGUGGCAGGUCGUUGACGAAGGAGAGAACUUGGCUAUUAUUGGUAACUUUGAUGACCAGGAUAUCGAUAUGUUUUAG